Molecule: messenger RNA, 5107 nt
Organism: Ctenopharyngodon idella (grass carp)
Lineage: Eukaryota; Metazoa; Chordata; Actinopteri; Cypriniformes; Xenocyprididae
Gene: ntm
Product: neurotrimin
Exons: 9
Coding region: 656-1813 (385 amino acids)
Biological process (GO): cell-cell adhesion
Cellular component (GO): cell-cell junction; neuron projection
Molecular function (GO): cell adhesion molecule binding
Source: RefSeq, a predicted model, not a curated record
UUGUGCGCUCUUUUUUUGCGCUGUACUGUAUGGCCCCUGACCAGUGCUAGGACGCGUUUGCAGCUGCUGCUAUGACAACAGCGCGCGCUUUUUCCAACUUGUGCAUGAUUCACAGCCCCCACUCUCGGUUAUCCGGUAGGCUUUGAAAGAAAACCGAGCAACGGUCCCACUAGAGGACCCACUUUUUUUUUUUUUUUUUUCUUUUUUUGAGAAGACUGUGUAUACUCAUACUGUACUGCACUGAGGAACCACAAACACCCUCCAUAUUAUUCAGGCACAGCUGGAGUGACAUUUUGGCACGUUCACUCGCUCGCAGCUCUCCAGCUUUCACUUCUUAAAGUUUGAGGCAGCGUGUCAGUGAGGGAAAAAAGAUGGAUUUUCUGUGCGGAUAUUAAAGGCAAUAGGAUUUAAGAGACCAGAACGAUUGAGGUCACCACUAAAGUGUACAUUUCAUUCAUACGUUAUUUUAUUUUACCCCCAUUUCCAUGGCGACGGCACGGCGCGGUCAUCGAUAAGCGCUCUGUACUAAGUACGCGAGGGAUUUUGUUGUCUACCUGGGGAGGAAAUCUGGAUUAACAGAUGAACUGUAAUGGCUAACUAACGCGUUUCUCUUUUGGACUACUGUGAACGGAUUUACACUAAGAAAACUCCGCAGAUGAAGAUGGUUGCGUGUGGAGGCUGCGCGGCGUCCUGGAGGAGGUGUGUGGUGAUGAGUCUCAGACUGCUGUUCCUUCUCCCCGCAGGUCUGCCUGUCCGCAGUCAAGGAGAAUCCCAAUCCGAUAACAAACAGAUGGACAAUAUCACCAUCAGACAAGGAGAGACGCUCUUCCUCAGUUGCUCACAAGGGGCCUUUGUGACACACACAGCAUGGCUGAACAGAUCAAGUAUACUGUACGCCGGAGAGGAUAAGUGGUCUGUGGACCCCCGGGUGAGUUUGGUUACUCUAAACCAGGAUGAGUUCACCAUCAAGAUUGAGGACGUGGACUUGACAGACGAGGGCCAAUACAUCUGCGCGGUGCAGACUAGCAGCAGACCCCGAACCACGUCCGUGCACAUCAUCGUUCAAGUUCCUCCAAAGAUCGUGAACCUGUCAAAGGACCUUGUGGUAAACGAAGGCUCCAACGUCACUUUGAUGUGCCUGGCUAAUGGAAAACCAGAACCUGCCAUCGUCUGGAGGAUGUUAUCACCUUCAGAUGACAGCCUAGGUUCAGACAAUGAGGUUCUGGAGAUUCCCUUCAUCAGCAGAUAUAGAGCAGGAGUGUACGAAUGCACCGCAGCGAACGACAUUGCAGUGGACACACAGACUGUUGAGCUCACAGUCAAUUACCCUCCCAGUGUUUCAGAUGGCAGAGAUGUUGGCGUGACCCUGGGUCAGAGAGGUGUCCUGGAGUGUGAGGCAGAUGCUGUACCCGAGGCAGAUUUUGAGUGGUACAGAGAUGACAGGAGGAUCUUCAAUGGCUUUGAUGGCAUAGAGAUCGAGGAUGCCGGAGCACUUUCAAAGCUGACUUUCUUCAACGUGUCCGAGGCAGACUACGGCAAUUACACUUGUGUCGCUAUCAACAAACUUGGGAGCGCUAACACAAGCAUCGUCCUAUACGAAAUAAUUGAACCCACUAGUUCAACGCUAUUGCAAGUGGAGACGACUUCUGUUUUAGAAAUGACUUCAUCCGAUUUAAAGCACACAGCCUUUGAAAACAAUGAUUUGUGGGAAGGACCCGGAGCAGUUCAGGAUGGCAACAGCGGCACGUCAACGGUCUUCACACCCACCUGUCUACUUCUCAUCGUACUUCUACAACUCUUGCUCAAGUUUUGAUGCCGAAGAUGUUUUCAGUGGAUAAAAAACAGCGUUUGUGUGACAUCGCUCUCAUCCUGGAGUCACAAAUCGUGCAUGGGUUACCAAAAAUGCCUGAAAAUGUGCAUGGGGUACCCAAGUACUUCCUUUUAAUACAGUAAUCAUGCAUUUCUUUUGUUUAUAAUAGAGUUUAAUAAUGUAACUUCUCUUACAUUGCUAAUUAUCACACUGUUUUGCCCCAACGAAUACAGUUUUGUAUUCCGUAAAAUCAAAUGACAGAGAGGCAUGUCUAAUUUUAAAUAUUUAAUUUUAUUUAUUUUUGUGACUGUCAUUUUAAUUCAACCCCUUAAGAAUUCAUAUAUAAUACUGUGUGAUUGGGGAAUAAUUAUUUCAAGUCAAAGGCAUGCGAUAAGGAAGGGCAUAUGUUUUUUUUUGUUAUUUUUUAAUUGUCGCUAUAUUUUUACUGUAUCAUAACUGUACAGCCAAUCAAAAUAAGCAGCAAAAAAGACACGUUUUAGCUCUGUAAUAUUCACAUCAUGUAUCAUUUUGAGUACUCCUAAUCUGCAUUUUAGCGUUUAACACACACAACUGAAAACAACGCAGUACAUAUCAGUAUGUUUUAUUUUGAUUAUGUUUUGAUGACCAGAACGGCACAGUUGGACUAUGCAGAACCGAAAGCUCUAUAAAAUGAUUUAUUUACACCGCAAAGGAAUAAAUCAGAUGUUGGAGUAAUGUUAGUAUAUAUGGGAUGACAAUGUGUGAAUCAAGGUUGAAAAAUGUUACAUUUGGAGCUUUGUGUAACACCAGGUUUUUGGAUCCAUUUUAAGAGCCCAAAGAGCAAUCUGCUAAUACCUGUUGACAUCAAAAGUUAUUUUUAUUACCAUGGCAGUUUUUCAAAUGGAUUUUUGUUUAAUUUUGUCCAGAUUUUGAGUUAUACGAACCAAACCGGGCGCGUAGAUGUUCUUUAUUUAAACACUUCUUGUCAUCGUUCCUGCUAACAUCUCUGUAUGUAUAUGCAUAUAUCUAACUUGUACAAAGGGAAAAUAUGCACACUUGUUUUUACUAAAAUUGUGAACCUGUUUAAUACAAUGCAACGUUUUCUAUUUUUGUUAUUCCCUUUUUCAGAAGCUGUGUAAUUUAUUUAAUCAAAGGGUUAUAGUAGAUACAAGCUCAUUGCAGUUGCUCAUUGUGAAAUCUGAUGUCUAAAUAUUGUGCUUUUGGAAAAAGCAGAUGCGACUCAUUUGCCCGUCAUCAUCUCAUCAUGAGCAGAUGUCCUGUUACCAUCCGUAUUCUGGGGGGAAAAGGGAGAUUUGAUUUGAAUAGUUUCUGAAACUUACCAUCGCAGUAUUAAGGUGUUGGUUGACCUCAAAUCCAUAUUAAGAUUUUCUUCUGAUUUGUUGCAGUGUUUGAUAGGAUAUAUGCCUAAUGUUUCCAUUUUAUCUCCGAUGUGGUUAAAGGAAUAGUUCAGCCAAAGAUGAAAAUUGUCAUCAUUUGUUCACCCUCAUGGCACUCCAAAUAAAAAUAAAAAAUUGUCCAUGGAAGUCUGAGAUUGACUUAUCAUAAAUAAAUAUUUCUUAUUUAGCUGAUUAUGUUGACAGACAUUUUUGGAUGAGCUAUCCCUUUAAAUAUCAUGUUUUUAAAACCACAUAUCAGAUACAAAUCAGUGGAUUUUAAGCACAAGUUGUAUGUUAAUGAAAGGAAAUGUCAUGUAUGUGCAAAGUUUAAUGGGUGACAGUGUGUGUUCUUGCCCCAAAGGUGUAUUAUUCAACAUGGUUUUAUUUUUCAUUUUAUGUUUAUUUUUUAUAAGAUAUAGGGAACACAACCAGACUAAGAACAGUCCACAUAUUUCACAUAUAGACAGAUCAGUGAGAUUUACCGGACAAGUCAGAAAUCCACAGUUUUAUCAUUGCAUUUAAAUUUGAAACCACAAAAAGAAGCACCUCCUGAUAAUGUCUGUGAUUUCCUCUGAGGAAGACAGAGUUUGGAUCAAGGCUGAUCAAAAAGAGGGCGAUCAAUCGAUGCACUAUAUUAACAGAAACACAGGGCUUGUCUGUGCAUGGCUGUAAUGCAAUUCAUAUGUUUGUCCAAUUUGGUGUGAAGAAUUGACUUUUUUUUCUUUUUUUUUGAUCCCACCAUUCAACCAUUAAAACAACCAGCCUGGAGAAGUUCAGUUUGUUCCGCUGAUCUCUAGUGGUUCCCUGGAGAGGAACAAAUCUAGUAUUUUAACUCCUUGUACUGUAAAGAAAUUGUUUCGUCAUAUGUUUUUCCUUUAAUGGCGAUGGUGUGUUCAUAUUUAAGACUUACAAUAAUAAAAUGUUGUAUCUAAAUAGAAUCAGUCUGUAGUCUAAUUGUAAUUCUUAAGAAAUACUGGUUUAUACAUACAUAUACACACACACACACAUAUAUGUGUGUGUGUAUAUAUAUAUAUAUAUAUACUGUAUAUAUAGAUGGAUAAUUAACUGUCAUGUCUUUGGCCUAUCUGAAUGGCCAUAUGGUCUCCUUUUUAUUUAAAUUCAAGGUCACUGCUUGCAUGAAUGUCUUGUGCCACUUUGCACCCAAGUAUAAUGGAACCAGAAAAUGUCAGUUUGAACAGUGUUAUAGGAGAAAGUUACCUGGGCUGACUGUCAAAUUUUUUACCUAAAUAUUUCUCAGGGUUUAUAUUCUUCAUUUCUAUAUAGGUAUAUACCCCAGAUACCUAAGGUCUUGCCUACAGUAAAAUAAUAAUAAUAAUAAUAAUAAUAAUAAUAAUAAAGCCAUUGAACGUGUCCACUGUAAUUGCUGACCCAGUAGCAGGACAUGUUGUCACAAUAUGGUUUAAGUUGUCACAAUGGCACCUGCCAUUAAACAAGUUGAAUUAAAGCAAUACUUACCAAAUGCAAAACCACAGAGCAGUUUAAGAAUAGCAGCGCCAGACCAGCAGUCUCAGACCAUCUCCACCAGGGUGGAGAUUAUAGCAUCAUUAUGGUUAGGUUUAGUGGUGGAUAUUUGUUAUGGUGGAUCCUAUAGUUGUAAAGAUGGGGUUAGUGGUUCGGGCGGGUUAGGCAACCAUCACCCAGACAGCAACAUAGUGUCUGCAUAGAUCCGGCCCACAUCUGGUCCGCGUGUAAUCCACAUGUACCAGAUGUGGGCCAGAUCUGGGCCACACUAUGUUGCUGUCUGGACAGUUCCAUCCUAACUUCAGGUCUAAGGCUGCUGGCCUGUCACGUAUAGCAUAUAGCGCUGUGGUUCUGCAGAUAGAAAAAAAGGAAAAUGUAAACAGUAAUUUUUAAACCCAAACAAUUUAUAAACUAUCAAAAAAAAAAAAAACCUGAAAAA